This is a messenger RNA of Aspergillus welwitschiae, 784 nucleotides long. RefSeq lists its product as uncharacterized. NCBI's taxonomy places the organism in Eukaryota, Fungi, Ascomycota, Eurotiomycetes, Eurotiales, Aspergillaceae. The record is from RefSeq and is a predicted model, not a curated record. Bases 395 to 565 code for a protein of 56 amino acids. The transcript has a single exon.
CACACACACACACACACACACACACACACACACACACACACACACACACACACACACACACACACACACCUCCCUCUCUUUCCCCUUCAAACAUGCCACAUCCCCAUCUGCGAGGCUCUGCUGAGCUCAUCAGGCCUGCAGAUCUCGGGGGGGAGGUGCUAAGAGAGAUGACUCUCUGAACCAUUCGAGAAGAAGAAUAAUCAAUCGGAUCAGGGGAUAAGGGGAGGGUGCAAGAUUCAAUUAUUGGCCAAGCCAUGCCGCGCCCCCCCUUCUUGAGGGAGGAUGGAUGCGCUGGGCUUUCUGCCCCCAUCCGCAGUGAUCAUUCUACGGUCUACGGUUUCCUGCCGAAUCGGAGGGAGGGAAGAGGGGGAAGAGGGGGGCGAAAGAGCAGGGGAUGAUGGAAAGAGAAAGAGAAAGAGAGAGGCUGAUACGAUCUGAUCUCAGACUUGGAGAGAAAGUGAUGGUGUUGUUUCUCUUUCUGCCCCCCCUUCUAUCUGUCUCUUUCUUUCGUCCUCUCAGUAGGAAAAUGAUGCCCGUCAAGAUGGGGGUCAACUUCCCCCUCUAGCUUAUAACCACACAGCACCUUGCUCUAUUACUGCUGUUUCUUUUCGUUCUGGAUCAUCGGGACCCAAGAAAUCAACCAGAACCUCCCUAUCGCCAGCUGCUAACCUCGACUGUACUAGGGGCUUAAGGUUUAAGAGCGGCCGCACAACAAAUCGCCGUUCGAUUCGAGGCUCACCGCCGCAAAUUGGAGAGAGACCCUGCCGUGCCUUUUUUUUUUGAC